GUAGAAAAUAUGGAGACACCUAAAUUCCUAUUAAAAACUUUAAAAGCUUUGAAGGAAGAGGAAUUUAAAGAAUUCAAGUGGCACCUGCAGGAGGAGGUCCUAGAACUCCCAGGAAUCCCAAAGAGUGAACUAGAGAAAGCAGACCGGAUGGAAACAGUGGAUCUGAUGCGUACGCACUACGGCAGACACGACAUUAAAGUGACCAGAGAAGUUUUGAAGGAGAUCCCGAGGAAUGAUCUAUUAGAGGCAUUAUCAGAAUCCUCAUCAGAAUCCUCAUCAGACCGUAAAGGAGAGAAGCUGCUUUCUGCUGGACGGGAGGAUCCACUCUGCAGUCUGGACACUCUCAGCCUCCACUGAGAGCGGUAUUCUUUC
Molecule: messenger RNA, 372 nt
Organism: Trematomus bernacchii (emerald rockcod)
Lineage: Eukaryota; Metazoa; Chordata; Actinopteri; Perciformes; Nototheniidae
Product: NACHT, LRR and PYD domains-containing protein 4-like
Exons: 3
Coding region: 10-357 (115 amino acids)
Source: RefSeq, a predicted model, not a curated record